AUGUCGAAUCCUAGCGAAGAGCUCCUCAAGAAGCCACUCUACGUAUACGAUCUGCCACCACAAGUUCUCGAGACGCUCGCGCCAAAGCCUGACGACGAGAUUGCAGAGCCACUAGACGACUCGCGACCGCAAAGCCCCAGCCCCAGCGCAUCAGCCGAAACCCUAGUCGGCUCACAAAGCUGCUCCCUCUGCGGCCUUACGUUUGCAACCGUCCUCGACCAGCGCGGCCACCAGCGAUCCGAUCUCCACAACUACAACCUCAAGCAAAAAGUGCGCGGCCAGAAGGCGGUGUCUGACACAGAGUUUGAGAAGCUUAUUGGCAACCUUGACGAAUCAUUGUCCGGCUCCGACUCGGAUGACUCCGAAGACGACGGCGAAGAGGGGAAACAAGAGUCUACUCUGACAGCCCUGCUGAGGCGGCAGGCGAAAAUCGCAGACAGGGCCGCUGGGGACGGUAAUGAAGAUGGAGCAGUGACGGCAAACCAACCUGGGCGUAGCAAGCCCCCUCUGCUGUGGUUCAGUUCGCCCUUGCUGCCCAAGAACACGUAUUUUGGCAUGUACCGCGCGAUCCUCACCGGGGAUGAACUACGACAGCAGGAUGAUCUCACCCAAGUCAUUAAGAAGAAACAGGUGGAACCAGUCACGAUACCAAGGCCGAACAAGGAUGGCACACUGCCCGAGGUGGCAUACAAAGGCCCGCACAUCUUUCUCUGCAUGAUUGGUGGCGGUCACUUUGCUGGCAUGGUGGUCUCGCUCGCCCCUCGCCCGGUCAAGGGCUCUACUACGAUGAACCGUGAAGCGACCGUGCUAGCGCACAAGACGUUCCACAGGUACACGACGAGACGCAAGCAAGGUGGUUCGCAAUCGGCCAAUGACAACGCCAAAGGAAACGCACAUUCGGCUGGAGCGGGGAUACGUCGAUACAACGAGCAGGCGCUGAUCCAGGAUGUGCGGGCGCUGCUUGAGGACUGGAAAGGGCUCAUUGACACGUCUGAGCUGCUGUUCAUCCGUGCGACCGGGUCGACCAACCGACGUACAUUGUUCGGGCCUUACGACGGGCAGGUACUGAAGCACAACGACACACGACUGCGAGGAUUCCCGUUCAGCACGAGGCGCGCGACCCAGAAUGAGCUUAUGAGGUCCUUCAUUGAACUGACGCGACUCAAAGUCAAGGAGAUUGACCCAACGAGGCAAGUCGAGCCAUCGGAGAAGGAGACGUCGGCGAGCACAAAGGGACCAAAACCCUCAAAGCCCAAGCUCAGCGAGGAAGAGGAAACGGCUCUUUUGCACACGUCGCAGAUCCAAGCUUUUGUGAGGAGAUCAAAAGUGCCAGCCCUGUUGCUGUACCUAAAAAACAACAAUGUCAGCGCUGACUUUGAGCUGCGACCUCCGGAGCAAAAUCACCACGCGCCGAGACCUCUACAUCUUGCGGCGGCCCAGAAUUCGCCCGCCAUGGUGCUUGGUCUCCUGGCCCGUGGCGGGGCGAAUCCAGGCCUCGAAAAUCGAGAGGGCAAGAUGCCGUUUGAGCUCGCGGGUGACAGGGCGACAAGAGAUGCCUUCCGCGUGGCUCGAUCCGAGCUGGGCGAAACCAGUUGGGCGUGGGACGAUGCCAAGGUGCCUCCGGCCAUGACCAAGGCUGAGGCUGACAGCCGGGACGAGCGUGAGAAGCAGGAGGCCAGCCAGAAGGAAGCAGACCGGCGCAAGGCCGAGGAGGACAAGCUGCGUCGUGAGCCUGGAGCUGCUGACCGCAACGCCGCCAAGGCCAAAGUGAACGCCCUCGCUGCUGGGCUGACCAAGACGCCCCAGGAACGUCGCGAGGAGGAGUCUCGGGGUCUGACGCCGGAGAUGAGGAUGCGUCUUGAGCGCGAACGGAGGGCCAGAGCGGCCGAGGCGAGGUUGAAGAAGAUGCAAGGAGGCACUUGA
Molecule: messenger RNA, 1923 nt
Organism: Emericellopsis cladophorae
Lineage: Eukaryota; Fungi; Ascomycota; Sordariomycetes; Hypocreales; Bionectriaceae
Exons: 2
Coding region: 1-1923 (640 amino acids)
Molecular function (GO): protein binding
Source: RefSeq, a predicted model, not a curated record